GAAAUGGAUCUUAAAAAUGGAUCUGUAGUGACUGAGUUUAUUUUACUAGGAUUUUCUGGACGAUGGGAACUUCAGAUUUUCUUCUUUGUAACAUUCUCCUUAAUCUACAGUGCAACUGUGUUGGGAAAUAUUCUCAUUAUGGUCACAGUGACAUUUAGUUCCACUCUGCAUUCUCCCAUGUACUUCCUCCUUGGAAACCUCUCUUUUCUGGAUAUGUGUCUCUCCACUGUCACCACGCCCAAAAUGAUCACAGACUUACUCAAUGAACACAAGACCAUCUCCAUAUGGGGCUGCAUGACCCAGAUGUUCUUUAUGCACUUCUUUGGGGGUGCCGAGAUGACUCUUUUGAUAGUCAUGGCCUUUGACAGAUGUGUAGCCAUAUGCAAACCCCUGCACUACAGGACAAUCAUGAGCCAGAGGCUGCUAAGUGGGUUUGUGAUACUUUCAUGGACAAUUGGGUUUGUACACACCAUGAGCCAGAUGGCAUUAACAGUAAACUUGCCUUUCUGUGGCCCCAAUGUCAUAGACAAUAUAUUUUGUGACCUUCCCCUUGUGAUUAAGCUUGCUUGUAUGGACACAUAUACCCUGGAAUUCUUUGUCAUUGCUGACAGUGGGCUGCUCUCAUUCAUCUGUUUCAUCCUCCUCCUUGUCUCCUACACUGUCAUCCUGAUCACUGUACAACAAAGAUCAUCUGGAGGGCUCUCCAAGGCUCUGUCCACACUGUCUGCACACAUCAUUGUGGUCACUCUGUUCUUUGGACCUUGUAUCUUUAUCUAUGCCUGGCCAUUCAACAGUUUUGCUGGCAAUAAAGUCCUUGCUGUAUUUUACACUGUUAUCACACCCUUACUGAAUCCUAUUAUUUACACUCUGAGAAAUCAGAAAAUGCAAGGGGCCAUGAGAAAAUUACAGUUCCAACAUGUUAUCUCUAUGUGGAACUUCUAG
Enhydra lutris kenyoni (northern sea otter) is the source of this 942-nucleotide messenger RNA. RefSeq names its product olfactory receptor 4L1-like. The record is from RefSeq and is a predicted model, not a curated record. Gene Ontology annotation, molecular function: G protein-coupled receptor activity; olfactory receptor activity. Gene Ontology annotation, cellular component: membrane. The transcript has a single exon. Lineage: Eukaryota; Metazoa; Chordata; Mammalia; Carnivora; Mustelidae. Bases 4 to 942 code for a protein of 312 amino acids. Gene Ontology annotation, biological process: G protein-coupled receptor signaling pathway.